This is a messenger RNA of Drosophila grimshawi, 2974 nucleotides long. It is a transcript of the gene Cog3, whose product is annotated as conserved oligomeric Golgi complex subunit 3. Gene Ontology annotation, biological process: Golgi organization; intracellular protein transport; intra-Golgi vesicle-mediated transport. Bases 16 to 2832 code for a protein of 938 amino acids. Lineage: Eukaryota; Metazoa; Arthropoda; Insecta; Diptera; Drosophilidae. The transcript has 8 exons. The record is from RefSeq and is a predicted model, not a curated record. Gene Ontology annotation, cellular component: COG complex; membrane; cis-Golgi network.
GGUUUCAAUAGGAAAAUGGAUGACGUCGCCAGCGCGCAAAGCGAAAAUGAAAAUUUGCGUAAAAUUCGUAAUCGCCUGAUGCAAUGGGAGUCCAAAACAGAUCCUCUCGCAGCGUUGAGCGCCCAGCAGGAGGAGCAUCUGGAUGUAUUGACCAAUUUGUGGCAUGAUGACGAAACAACGUUAACGUUGCCGGCCACGCCCACGAACGUGACAAAACCUACGGAGGACAACAAUGAGGCAGUGGUUGAUAUUAAGCUGCCGGCCGGUGGACUGCAAAAUACAAACGAUUUCCUGCUAUGGUUUGUCAAUGUCAACACUGAGAUCGAGCAACGUGGCGAUGCCAACUACCAGAAAUAUCUGCAGCAGUUGGAGCAACGCAAAGCGGACUGUGCUCACAUGCUCACCCAAAUCUCGGUGGCCAUGGAUCGCCUGGGUGCACUCAGUGCUGAAUACGAGUUUGUCUCGCAGAAGACAAGUUCGCUGAAUACGGCCAGUGAGCAGCUCAUCGAUGAGCAGCAUAAACUGCAAGCGCUAAGCAAUGAGAUCCAGCAUCGUCUGCACUACUUCAGUCAAGUGGAGCUAUUGAACCAGCGUCUACAGAGUCCCACACUGUCCGUGGCGAGCGAAGCAUUCCGCGAGUGCUUAAGCAAAAUUGACGAGUGCCUAAAUUAUCUGGCUGAGCAUCCAAACUUUAAGGAUGCCGCUGCGUACAAUGUGAAGUACAAGCAGUGUUUGUCCAAGGCAACGAGCCUGGUGCGCAACUACGUGGUUAAUAUCAUCAAUCAGGCCACGGAGGCAACUUUGCAUCCGCGUCAUGGCACCACGGCCGAUGCGUCGUUACAGGCACCCGAUGCUGCCUUUGCCUUGUACUAUGGCAAAUAUCAAACAUCGGCGGCAAAAGUGAAGCGUGUUGCCCAACUAGUCGAGUCACGGCUCGAGCAGAGCAGCAGCAAUGAAUAUGGUCAACUAAUGACCGAUUUGCAACAGCAUUAUUUGGCGCAGCGAGCGAGUGUCAUGUCCUCGGCCGUCAAUCAGUCCAUACUGAAUGUGAAGAAUGCGCACAAGGGUGAUCAUUGUUCCCUGACGCGCAGUGCAUGUGCUUUCUUGGUGCACGUGUGCCAGGAUGAGCAGCGCUUAUAUUAUCAAUUCUUUGGCACAGGCGCAGCGCAUCUGACUGUUUAUCUGGAGGGUCUCUGCACCAUUUUGUAUGACACAAUGCGACCAUUUAUCAUACACAUCAAUCAUUUGGAAACCCUCGCCGAGAUCUGUUCCAUUCUGCGCAUCGAAAUGCUGGAGGAGCAUGUGCAACAAAAUCCCAGUGGACUGGAGGCAUUCGCAAUCAUUGCGCAUCAGUUGCUUCAAGAUGUCCAGGAGCGUUUGGUAUUCCGUGCGCAUUUGUAUCUCCAGUCUGAUAUACAAAACUAUAAUCCAUCAACUGGUGAUUUGGCCUAUCCCGAGAAGCUUGAAAUGAUGGAGAGCAUUGCGCUGUCGCUGCAAGAGCCUGUCCAGCUGCGCCGCUCGGAUUCGCGUGCUUCCGUCACGUCCAAUGAAACGGAGAGCGUGGAUACCUCAUACAGAGUCAAACAAAUGAAUUCACCCGCUGAUCUGCAUGGCAUGUGGUAUCCAACGGUGCGACGCACGUUGGUCUGCCUAUCGCGUCUCUAUCGCUGCGUGGAUCUACCCAUAUUCCAGGGUCUAUCCCAGGAGGCGCUCAAACUUUGCAUUCAGAGUGUGUCGCAGGCAGCGAUUAAGAUCUCCGCUGCCAAGACGCCCAUUGAUGGCGAACUCUUUGAGAUCAAACAUUUGCUCAUCUUGCGCGAACAGAUUGCACCAUUUCGUGUGGAUUUCACCAUCAAGGAGACCUCGCUGGAUUUCAGUAAGGUGAAAACGGCCGCCUUUGGUCUGCUGCAGAAGCGCAAACAACUUUUCUCGAUGGGCAGCAAUAAUGCAUUGCUCGAAUUCCUGCUCGAGGGCACGCCACAGAUCAAGGAGCACUUGCUAGACUCACGCAAAGAAGUGGAUCGUCAGCUGAAGACGGUAUGCGAGCAGUAUAUCAAAGAUGCCGUCCAUAUGCUUGCCGGUCCGCUCGUGACAUUCCUUGACAAGGCACAAACACUGCUGUUGGCCAACGAUACAGCAAGCAAAGCGACGACGCCAGCUGCUGCUUCUGCGCCACCCGGCAAAAUCAAUUAUGUGCUCCGGCAGAGCAGCUGGGCAAGUCCACAGCAGAUCAGCAGCAUUAUCCAAGAGACGCAACGUCUGAUCAAAGCGAAGCUAGCGGUGCUGCAGCGUGCCAUGCAGCUCUAUCUGAGCAAUCGUGAUACAGAGUUUAUAAUCUUUCGACCCAUACGUAACAACAUCAUCCAGUCGUUUGUUAAGUUGGAGCAAUUGCUGACCACAAAUGGUUAUUCAGCAGAUGAUAUGAUCAUCACCAGUUGCCCCUCAGCCGAACAGGUGUCCAUCUUGCUUUCCAGCGCCAGCAUCUUGGCCGCUGAGGGCGUUGCCAGUUUUGCAGCAGCAGCGCGUAAGAUAAGCACCUCAUCCUCAGUGGAUGGUGCAACGGCCACAUCUGCUCGUAAACAUAGUAGCGUCUCCUUCAGCAAGGCGGAAGCCGCACAAGCUGUUGUUUUAGAGGAGCCGGAAAUUGAACACCCGGCGGAAACUGCAGUAACUGACGAAAAUAAGAGCGAUCCGGCGCAGCAGCCACAAAGUGUUGAGCAACCUGAUGGUGAGCAGGCGAACACAACUGUUGACAGUGCUGGCAUCCUUAAGAAUUCACCAGUUGUGCUUAUAGCAACCCAGCAGCAGCCGCCGCAGAUCAGCUCAGAAUAGUAUGCAAUAUAUAUGUUAGUCCCUAUGUAAUCCCCCUCAAUGUAUUUAUAAAUCUAAGUAAUUCAACAUGUACUAUAUAAAUUACAGUUUAUUCUUCCCAACUAGAGCGAUUAAAACGCGCCUGUUUGAAUUGAUUUUGCAA